GGGAUUUUUAUUCAGCUCACAUCUGUGCAGCAUCCAGCACCGUGCUGGGCUGGUGCACGUACAAUGGCUGGGGGCAUGCCAAACAACCGGGAGGGGUGUGCCACAAAGUGCUGACAGCCCCAACCUGUGACUGAUUCAGACUGUUUUCCCUGACUCCCCUUGAACUCUGAAGUUGUCUUUCCUGGUAGCAUCUCCCUCCCCUUUCUGCCCUGGCUGCACAAAUGUGCUCAAUUAGGGUUAACUCAAACUGAAUCAAACUUCGUGCCUGAGGUUGGAAAUCUUCCCAGUCAACUCACCACAGCCACAUAGCAUGGUGGGAGACAAGGCGAGAGGGGAGAUGAACGCUUUUCAGAGAAAUGAAUCCAAGGAAACUUUGUUCACUUUUAUUUCUGCAGGAGAUGAUCCCCCCAAAGGAGAUUUCUCUCUUCAGAAAAAAUCCCCGAAACUCUGUGGCUCCAACUACCCCCUGAGCAUUGCCUUCAUUGUGGUGAACGAGUUCUGCGAGCGCUUCUCCUACUAUGGCAUGAGAGCUGUCCUGACACUGUAUUUCUUAAGCUUCUUCCACUGGGAUGAGAAUCUCUCCACUGCUGUGUACCAUGCCUUUUCUGCAUUGUGUUAUUUCACACCUGUCAUCGGAGCCAUCAUGGCAGACUCAUGGCUGGGGAAAUACAAGACGAUCAUCUACCUCUCCAUUGUGUAUGUUGUUGGCCAUUUGAUAAAGUCAGUCGGUGCCAUUCCAUCCCUGGGCAACCAGGCAGUUCAUGUGGUCCUCUCUAUGGUUGGUCUGUUUUUGAUCGCCCUUGGAACAGGAGGUAUCAAGCCCUGUGUCUCUGCAUUUGGUGGGGACCAGUUCGAAGAGGAACAUACCUCGGAGAGAAGCAAGUUUUUUUCCAUCUUCUAUUUAUCCAUUAAUGCUGGAAGUUUGAUCUCCACGUUUGUAACUCCUGUGUUAAGAGGGGAUGUGAAAUGUUUUGGAGAGGAUUGUUAUGCACUGGCUUUUGGUGUCCCAGCAGCACUGAUGGUGUUGGCGCUCGUUGUGUUCAUUGCUGGAAGUGGACUGUACAGGAAAACACCACCACAAGGAAACGUCUUGCUGGAAGUGUGCAAAUGCAUCGGUUUUGCUAUUAAAAACCGGCUGAAAAACCGCUCCCGUGAGAUUCCAAAGAGAGAUCACUGGCUGGACUGGGCAUCAGAAAAAUACUCGAAACAGCUGAUUGGGGAGGUUAAAAUGGUGACUCGUGUUCUCUUCCUCUUCAUACCACUGCCAAUGUUCUGGGCCCUGUUUGAUCAGCAGGGAUCCAGGUGGACUUUGCAAGCCACAAAAAUGAAUGCUGAUUUUGGAAUAUAUGUCCUUCAGCCUGACCAAAUGCAGUUCUUAAAUCCACUUCUUAUUCUUGUCUUCAUCCCAAUCUUUGACCUUGGGCUCUACCCCCUAAUAAACAUGUGCAAAUUGAAUUUCACACCUAUUAGGAAAAUGGCAACAGGUAUGAUCCUUGCAGGGCUGGCAUUUGGACUUGCAGCUGUUAUAGAAGUCAAAAUAAAUGAAACCGAUAUGCCUCGACUUGCCCCAAAAGAAAGUUUAAUUCGGGUCCUGAAUUUGGCAAAGAACCCUGUUCAAGUGACAAUCCAAGACAAGGACCUAUUUCAGCAGCCUGUGGAGUCUUUUCAGAACCCAGCUGAGUACUCAAAAUUAAUAUUGAAUGGAGAGCAACAGAGCCUUCACUUCGCCCUGCAACAUCAAGGAUUGACUCUUGCUUUUAACUACACCGUGAAGGAAAAAUCAGUAUACAGCUUAAUUGUUUUUGAGGCAGAAGGAAACCUAUCAAGCCGCUUAAUUACAGACUUGGAAGCAAAGCCAGAAAAUGGUUUGGCAGCUGUUAGAUUCAUUAAUGGUUUGGGCCAAGAUGUCAACCUCACCAUUGAUAGCAAAAGGUUCCUGGCUGUUCAGAAAAAUUACAGUGCUUCUGAGUACUCACUGCUGGAGAGGGACAUAUAUAACAAUGGAAAAUGCAUAACUGAAACAGGAGAGUUCCCCCUGGAGCUGGGGCUGCUUGACUUUGGUGCCUCAUACACCGUUGUGAUAACUAAUAUUUCUGGAGGUGCUGUUGAGAUGUGGAAGUCAGAAGACAUCAAAGCCAACAACGUCCAUAUGGCCUGGCAGUUACCACAAUAUUUAUUGAUAUCUGCUGGGGAGGUGAUGUUCUCCAUUACGGGUCUGGCCUUCUCCUAUUCUCAGUCUCCAGCCAGCAUGAAGUCGGUGCUGCAGGCAGGCUGGCUGCUCACGGUGGCUGUGGGGAAUACCUUUGUGCUCAUUGUUGCCGAGGCUGCACCAAUGGCACAGUGGGCUGAAUUUGUCUUGUUCACUGUUCUCCUCUUUGCUGUGUGCAUUAUUUUCUCCAUCAUGGGAUAUUUCUAUGUCAGUGUGGAUCCAGAAGACCUAGAAGAAAAAGAAGAGAAGAGAGAGACCUCAAGCAGAGGAAACAUGAUUGGUCUUGUUACUCAGAAAACAAAGCUCUAACACAUCAUGGGUUGGGAUUUUUAUUUUUUUUUUUAAACUCAGUUAUGAGAGGAUAAAAGAAGGGUGGGGACAGUGUUACUUUAUUUUAGAGCAUUGCAGUCUUUAUUACUCAAAAUGUAGCCACCUUACAAAUGGGACCAAAUAAUCCUCUGUAAAAACAAUGGGAGUCCUGAAAUCAGAGCAAAACUCCCUGGGAAAGCUCCUCAGGUAUUAAAAGCCCUUAUUAGUAAUUGCAGUGUAAUUUAAAACCUGCCCAUCUUUUAAAGUAUGGAAUGCUUUCCUAUGAUUUUGCCUUAAACAUAUAUUUAGGGCAGCAGGGAGGAAGGGUGGAAGAAAUGCCAUAUGACACAAAAAUCUGGAAAUGUUAUGAGAGAAGAAAGAAGAAAAGCUAGUAUAGAAAUUAGGGAAGAAUAGAUGUUAGAGACAGAAGGAUUUUUAAUGCUGAAAUCAAGGACUGUAAGGGUUACACACAGCCCCAAAGGAUUUCAUCAUGUAACUCUCCUUAUGAGUAUUUCAUCCCAUUAUUGCAUGUUAUGAAUGGUUCUGAUUUAUGAUUUUCACCUUCAGGCUCAGAAGUAAUAACAGGGAUUAAAUUCUGCAGACUAAAAUAUUCCCAAAACACUGCUGACGAAGACAGGCAUGCUACCACCUCUCUGAUACCCAUUUUUUUGGCUAGAAGUUUUUAGCAACUGAUGGUUUUCUUUGAUUAGACAUGAUUAGAGAAUUGGUUUAUGCUUUCUUAUUUCAGAAUUUCAGACAGUUAUUUGCCAUCUUCCUAUACAUUAAGCCUUUAUUGGGCAUUUCCUUUUACAGCACCUGUCACUGCAAGUUAGGAUAUGGCUGAUUUCUUAUCUCAUGCCUCAGUUACUCCCCACUGGGAGACAAGUUGCAGUAGUUUCUAUAAAAUUCCAGGCAUCCUGCAGUGAGUUAUUUACAAGGAUGCACUUUAUCAUUUUUUCAGUCUACAAGAGGAGACUGUGGCAUAUGAGAUUUUUCUUUUUCCUCCUUGUUUUUCUGUCUCUACCAAACUUUGGAUAUAGCAAUUUUAUUGGAAUUGUGAUAUAAUUGUCUGAUUUUCCUCAAUUGCGUGAAGCUGUGAUUUCAUGUUCUGCAUAGGAGUAAUUCAACCACUGCUGAUCUAGUAAAACUCCUGAGAGAGUCCCUGCCUUCCUCUGUCACUGCAAGGCCACAGCUCUAACAGGUAUGGCCUAAUUUAAAACAAGGCUGUCAAUAGGAUCUUCAGGUUCAUAGAGAAUAGAUUUUAAAUUAUGCUUUCCUCUUCCGUUUUGGCAUUGGCCAUAGGUGGUUGCUGAUACUUGGAUUCAGGAGAUCACAAAAUACAUGUUUAAUUCCUGUUCAGGACAGUGCUAGGAAAUACACUCAUUUUGACACCUUAGCUCCUCUGAUGUGCUACCAGUGUGUGUGUAUCUUCUUGAGUAACACUAAGAAAACACAGCUUUUUGGUUUCUAACUUACAGCCUAAGAUUGAUCCCUCUGCUUCCUGUCCUAAAGGGGCAUGGAAUUUCGCCACUAGUUCUGCAUAAGCUCCUGCUUGCUGUGAAGGAGAAUCUGGGGUUGUGCCAGAGGGGGACCAUGGUCUCAUCAGAUAAAUGUGAAGAGGCUGCAGAUGUGCAUGCAGGAACAUUUGGGGUGGUUCAGUCCAUGUGUGCUGGUUUUGCACCACCACACCAUGCAGAGACAUUUAUUUAGUUGUGGUGGCUGGAUCCGGGCAGCUGAACCCUGCAACUCCAUGGGGAAUGAAGAGCAUUGAAAACCACCUAUUAGGUCAUCCAGUCUGCUUCUCAGAAGCCAAAUGAGGAUUAUUCUCCUCUGUUCUUUCUGGUAUUGUUCUCCUGCUGUGAUUCUUUGUGUGGGUUCUUUCUUCUCCAAGCAUUGUUGUUUUCCUAAUCUCAUUUUAUGACACACUGUGAAUAGGCUCAGAGGCUGCUGAAUCACUGCUGUGAUGCUGUUUGACCAGCUUCCAACUUGAAGCACUAAUAGAAAGCAUUUCUUCCUCCACCCACUGCAAACAAAACAAAAAUCCCAAACUGAAGGAAUUGCCAGGCUCCAGUAACACUGAACAAACACAAUUUAGAAUUAUUGGAGCAUUUAAUUUUUUAUAAGCCUUGAAUUUGGAAGUAUGCUGUGGUUCGAGGGCAUAUGUGGUGAAGAGACAAAUGAAAAUUAGUGAAGCACUUUCCUUGGGAAGCACUUGGUAAGCAGUUCAAAGUUGCAUGAGGGAAAGCAAGGUACCCAGAUCUCUGAGACUACGUAUGCUUAAGAACCUCUUGAUUUUUUUUGUUUUAUUUCCUUAUUGGCGACACUACCAGAAGCUGUCACAGACUCUGAGCUUAAUUUAAAGGAAUCGUUCCAAACUCAUAAAAGAUACAUUUAGGAUGUCAUCUGAAUCUGCUUUUUAGUCUCCUGAUGCCAAAUUGCCUCUUUCCAAGCAUCUCCGUGUUCCAAACCGUCACCAUAAUGCAGGGGGAAGGAAAAAUUGCAAUUCACAGUUGGGAAGAUUAGGAACAGGAAGGCAAUGCUAUAAAUAAAGUGCUAACAUGAGGCUGGGGGCUGCUCCUGCAGCCCCUCCCAGGAAUUGCUCAAGGAACUAUAAUCUUUGUUCACAUUUCUCUCAGAGAUGAACCAGUUACUUCUUCCCACUUGCUCAUGGUCACCUGUUGGAAGCUUUUUCCUUCUCUGAUCUGCCUGCUUGGUUGCUGGUAUGAUCCUUCCUCACUGUUUCAGCUGCUGUCGUGGCUUUGCUAAAUUGGACCCAUUUAUUUGGAAAGCACCAGCAGUUUGGAGGGAUUUCCACUGGCAUGCUCACAACCAGCCAGGAGUGGGCUGGGGGCUGUAACAAUGAGCUGCCCCUUCUGUAGCUAGAGAAGGUGGAAAAAUAACAUAUUCAGUAUAGCACUUCUCCACUUUUAGAGCCACAGCUCCAUUCUUGGAGGCCUUGCAUCACUUUCAAAUGGACUCAAGACUGGAUCAAAGGUCUGGGACUUGAUUGCAUGAAGUAACAAGAUCUCUGGGUUUUUCUUCCAUAUAGUCAUCUCAGAGAUGGGGCCAUGCCCAGCUCUUUGUACCCAGUUUUAGAAAAAAUAUUCUCUAUUCCUCACAAUUCUUUGCUUUAUGAUCACAGGGAGGAUCCAAAGUAGGGAUAUUAUAUGUAAAGCUGUAUGAACCUCUAUAGAGAAAUAGCAGUCUGCUGCCUGUCCAGCUUUACCUGUCACUGAAGACUCUCAGCUGUAAGUGAAGCUUUCCCUGGCAUAGAUGAGGGAAAGCUCACACCAACUGACCUACAGGAAUUAUCCUCUCCAGCUGAGGGACAGGGAAGAGGUGGUGGGGAACUGUAGAUGUGUUGCUGCACAAACGUUAUGGAGAUUGCAGGGGUUUGGCUUUGCUCUGCAA
Sturnus vulgaris (Common starling) is the source of this 5929-nucleotide messenger RNA. RefSeq names its product solute carrier family 15 member 2 (gene SLC15A2). The record is from RefSeq and is a predicted model, not a curated record. Gene Ontology annotation, cellular component: membrane. Gene Ontology annotation, molecular function: oligopeptide transmembrane transporter activity. Lineage: Eukaryota; Metazoa; Chordata; Aves; Passeriformes; Sturnidae. Gene Ontology annotation, biological process: oligopeptide transport; transmembrane transport.